AUGGGCUGCUGCUUCUCCAGCCAGGCAUCAAAUGCCAGUUCCCGCCAUGAUGAGCAGGGGCAGCAUACGGCUCCUCCACCCCAGAACUGGGACUCCCACGCCCAGACCAAUGGCAGCAACGCCCCUCCAGCAUCGCCAACCGCCGAGCCAGUUGUGAUACCGGCAAUUGAUGCCACCACCAACGAGGCCUUUGCCCACAACGAGGCAGUUGGACAGCAAUCAUACGAAUUGCCCCGUGCGGAGUCGUCUUCGUCGGCGGCUUCUGAUCAGCAUGUGAUUCUGGAGCCAACUGUCUACGUGCCUCCCUCUCGACCGAGUGUCGCUGCAGAGCUGGAGGAGGCGGCUGUCCACUCGCCGCCACCUGAGCCUGUUGGAGAUGGAUCCAGAUCUGCAUCUUCGUCGACCUCGAGCUCUAGCUCAGGCUAAUAAGCAGUAUGGCCUGACGCAUAGUGGAG
This is a messenger RNA of Trichoderma atroviride IMI 206040, 455 nucleotides long. NCBI's taxonomy places the organism in Eukaryota, Fungi, Ascomycota, Sordariomycetes, Hypocreales, Hypocreaceae. The record is from RefSeq and is a predicted model, not a curated record.